AUGCUUCCAGCAGACUCUGUUUUCGCAAUUGGGGGAGAGGAUGAAUCGGAAGCGGAAGAAGAUCUCCUGGCUGAAGGGACUCGGAGGCUGGGGGCUAUUGCCGCUAACGUCUCACCUACAGAGGGCGCCUCUUCGAGUAGAGAAGGGACUACGGGUACAGAUGCACCAGAAACGCUUUCGUGUGUUACCGUCCCUCCUGUUUCUCCUGCUCAUCCUUUUGAAUUUGGUUCUUCGCCUGCGGCAGGAGUCCUCCAUUCACAGGAGGGCACCAGGCGGUUUUUAGAAUCGUACCACUGCGGUGUAGGCAGCAGCGGUCGCGGCACGCCUAGCCUGUGCAGCACAGGUGGAGGACAUGAACAAGCAGGCCGUGUCGCAGAAAGAGGUAGCGACAGCAGUAACAGCAGCAGCAGAAUCAGCGCUGUGCACCGCACUUCGGCAGUCGACGGCAACACUUCGGUCUACAGACCUGAGGUAGAUGGACCACCCAUUGUUGGCGUUCCUUGUGGAGAGGGCAAUCUGAGGCCGGGCGGUCGGGGGAAGUUUCGUGUAAUGGCGGCUUUCUUCGAACUCAUGGAAGGAGCUGCAUCGGGUUCACCGGGACGCUUCUCGCCAUCAGCAUUGCCUACUAAGGUGCUCGUUCAACUGUACGAUCAGCUCAACACCGUCAACUUUCACCUCAUGAGAUACACGGAAAUUACUUUCAACCUUGAGGCCGGCUUGCCACCCUUCAUUAUGGCUGUCACUCCAGGGCAACUCCUGGUUCUUGUGAAGGCUCUGCUGCUCGAGAAGAAGAUUCUGUUUUAUUCGAGCGACGCGUCACGGGCAUCCACAGCUGUCCUCUCGUUCAUCUCCCUGCUCCCUGUGGACAUAGAUGCGAUGACUGUCGAGGUGAAGAAUACGUCUCUGGAUGCGCUGCUGCGCUUGACCGUUUGGGAACAGCAGUUCGCAAGGCGCAUUGUCAAGGAAACGUCAUUCUCGAGCAUAGGCACGGAAGAACAGAGCCCUAGCUAUGGAAGCAGCACCAGCAUCUCAAGACAUGCGACAGACCUGCUGCAGCAAACGAUUGCCUCACUUGCCAGCCACGCGGCAGCACACGGCCUUCACUUCCUCAGGUCAAAGGAAGAGGGAACAACUUCAGAACUGCACGGGUUUCACGCUUCUGGAGCAGCUACGUUAGCUGCGGAUUUGGAGCAGCACAGACGAAGGGCUGCCUCGGCAAUAUCUCCAAGGGACAACCGCCGCCACAGCAACAGCAGCCGCAGCCUAGGCAGGGGGAAGCAGACUGUCCCCCUGGGCGGUUCACGCCAUCGGGAAACAGAAGAGCGGAAACGAUAUGAUGAUAACAGUACGUCAGCCGAGCGCCAGACGCUCACGGGUGCUGCCUCCUCUGUCGGCAGGAACUCGAGGUAUCCUUGUGCUCCUGGGGCUUUCCACGUUGAAGUGGUGGCUCCGUCAGUCAUUAGUAUACCUGCUGUGGUGUCUGUGGAAUGGCCUUCAGGACAGGGAGGCCUACCUGGGAUAGCCCGUUUCCAGGAGGAAAGUAGGACCAGCAGCGACGCCAUGAGGCCUCCUUCUGUCGUUGAUCUGAAUUGGGAGGCGCAAGCCGACUUGAUACGUGCAGAAUUUGCUCAACACCUUGAGCAGCUGUGCAGGAGGGCUGCAGUUGCGGCUGGCCGCGAGCGCUCAAGACAGCUGCUGUUGCAUCACCUGUCUUCCACAACUGCGGAUGACGGUGAAAACCUUCGUGCGUUUGGCGUCGAAUAUGAUGGAUCAUGGGUCAACGAUGAGCGACACGGCCACGGGGUGCUGGACCACGAGCCCAUGGGGUACCUGUACGUCGGGCAGUGGCAGCACAACAAGAAGAGCGGGGAGGGUCAUCUGUACUCUCGUAAAGAGCGAUAUUGGGGCAAUUUUGUUGACAACAAGUACCACGGCCGGGGCCGAUAUGUACAGCGCGACGGACUUGAGUAUGAAGGGGAGUUUGCUCGGGGCCGUUUUGAAGGUCUAGGUAAACUGUCACUUUCGCGUGACGAAGGAAUAAACACUUCCGGGGACUGCCGGAAAGGUGUCGUUAUUAGGGGAAGUUUCGAGGGAGGAAAAGUAACAGGUGUCGUCAACGCGGUAUACGCCGAUGGGAAAACUUACACUGGAGAGCUUUCACCUGAGACUCUGUUGCCAGAAGGUGGUGGCAGCAUGCUUUACAGAGAUUCUUGUUUGUAUGACGGUCAGUGGCGAAGUGGCAUGCGGCACGGAGCUGGUGUGUUGACCAUCCCAGUGGGAGUUGUUGGGAGAACAAGCGUAAGUAACGGGGGGAGUGAACAUGAGGCAGUGAUAGUCGAUGGGCAAUGGCAAGAUGAUAUGCCAGACCCUGACGCAGAGUGGAGCGUUACAUUCCCUACUGGGGACAAGUAUUUAGGCCAACUAAAAUUUCCCUCGGUCUGUAGUACUACGGGCAGGGAAGCUGGCAAGGACCAGAGCGUGGGACAGACGGAAGCUCUGGCUAGGAUUGUACCUCAUGGUUGGGGACUAAGCAAGCGCAAGGACACCGGAGAAGUGUACGAAGGACAGUGGAGAUGUGGCAUGCGUCAUGGGAACGGGGUGCCUGUUCCCGUAGGAGUGCAUUACGCGAAGUGGCGCAAGACAUUCAGGUAA
Messenger RNA from Eimeria maxima, 2652 nucleotides. Its product is annotated as MORN repeat-containing protein, putative. The record is from RefSeq and is a predicted model, not a curated record. Gene Ontology annotation, cellular component: cytosol. The transcript has 12 exons. NCBI's taxonomy places the organism in Eukaryota, Apicomplexa, Conoidasida, Eucoccidiorida, Eimeriidae. Bases 1 to 2652 code for a protein of 883 amino acids.